Argiope bruennichi is the source of this 2520-nucleotide messenger RNA. Its product is annotated as enoyl-CoA hydratase EchA19-like. The record is from RefSeq and is a predicted model, not a curated record. The transcript is spliced from 7 exons. Gene Ontology annotation, molecular function: catalytic activity. Lineage: Eukaryota; Metazoa; Arthropoda; Arachnida; Araneae; Araneidae. Bases 21 to 890 code for a protein of 289 amino acids.
CAUGUACUGCACUUUUCAAUAUGUCUGCGCCCAUUAAUGUUUUGUUAUUGCAUGCUAAAUUCCGACAAUUGUUAAUUAAAAAUUUAUUCCAGCGACGUUUCUCUUCUGUUGAUUCUCAAUUAGUGCUUGUUACCAAAAAGUAUCCCUUAUAUCUUGUUGGUAUCAAUCGACCAGAGAAAAGAAAUUGUGUGAAUCAUGAAACCGCUUCGCAACUGAGGAAGGCAUUUGAAAAUUUUGCUGAAGAUUCUGAGGCACGAGCUGCGGUUUUAUAUGGAGUGGGUGGAACAUUUUGUGCUGGCUAUGAUUUGCAAGAAGUAUCAACUGGAAAUGUUAAACUGUCUGCAGAUGUUGGCCCAAUGGGUCCAACUAGAAUGUUCCUUCAGAAGCCUGUGGUUGCUGCAAUUGAUGGCCAUGCUGUUGCAGGUGGACUUGAGCUUGCUUUGUGGAGUGACUUAAGAGUUAUGGAAGAAACAGCUGUGUUAGGAGUUUUCUGUAGAAGAUUUGGUGUGCCUUUAAUUGAUGGUGGUACUGUAAGGUUGCCAAAAAUGAUUGGUUUAGCAAGAGCUCUAGAUUUGAUAUUAACAGGAAGAGGUGUGAAUGGAAGAGAAGCUUAUGAAAUGGGCCUUGUUACAAAAUUAUGUAAGAAAGGAGAAGCUUUCCAACAAGCCAUUGAUCUAGCUGAGAGUCUUUGUGUCUUACCACAAGAAAGUUUGCGAGUUGAUAGAUCAUCCACAUAUAAAGCUAUUUUUGAUGCUAAAAACCUUGAAGAAGCUCUUAAAUCAGAAAGCAGAUGUGCUAUCCCUGUAAUGAAAGAAGCAAUCAAAGGAGCUGAAAAAUUCAUGAAAGGCCAAGGCAGACAUGGAAGUAAAGUAGAAGAAAGUAAAUCUUGAACACAUAUAAAAUUAUCAUGGAGCAAUAAGUAUAUUUUGUUAAUUGUGUACUUUAUACAUAUAUAAUUUGAUUUUAUAUGUUACUGUUCUACACUCUAUUGAUUACAUUCUUAUUAUUGUUUUAUUCUGAAUGAAAUGAACUGUUACUUAUGAUAAAUAUUUAUUUAUUCUUUACUUUGUUGUUGAUAAGCUCAAAUCUACUUAAAGAUAAAAAAUAUAAUCAUUCGUUUAUUAAACUGAAUUGGAAAAAAUCAUUUAUCAUUUGUUGGCUUUUUUUUACAUGCAACCUUUGCACUUCGAGUGAUGUUAUGCUGUUCAGAAAUUAUCUUUAUAAACUGUUUUUUGCAUUUUAUAUACAUAUAUAUAUUUGAAACCUAUGUACAGUAAUUACCCUACCUGUAUUCUUUUUAACUCAUUCCAGCAGGAUGGUCAGAAAAAAGAGAUACCAGUUAUAAAACAAUAAAACUGAAAAAAUUAUUUAAUAGAAGUAUCUUCCUUCCUUUCAGAACUAUAAAUGGCAGUUUAAUGAAAUUAAUUUUAUAUUUAAAACACCCAUAUAUUUUUUAUUUGAAUAUGAGAUUUUAUUUUAACUUCUUGAAGAUUAUAAUUUUUACAAAAUUACUUUAUCUUAUUUCUUUAAUAUCCUUGUGGUAUUAAAGUAUACUUUUAAAUAAGAUUUAAAUUAAACUCUGAACUAAUCAAAAAGUUGUUUCAGCACCAUUUCAUUCUGCACAUGAAAAGUGUACGUAUGAGCAGAAAGUACAUUCAUUGUAAAAAAUAUGCAAGAUCCCAUUAUGUGUGAAGCAAACAUUGGUACCUGUUUAGAGCGGUUUCAAUCAAAAUAAUGAAUCUUAUAUUCUUAAUAAAAUUUAAAUAUGAUCAAUAGUAACUUUUUAGUAAAAUAAUUUAGUUUUCGCUUUUAGUCAGUAUUUGUAUUAAAUUAUAAAUAUUUAUUAUAAUUUUUGUAAAAAAAAUAAUAUACAAAUUAUGCAUUAAAAUUUUUAUGAGCCUGAGACUUUCAUAAUUAUUAUUACUAUCAUAAGAAAUUUAUUUAAUCGUGUCUGAAAACUUUGUUACUAAUCGGUUGCUCUAGACAGGUGUUAUCUCCAAAUGAGGACCCGAGUUACAGGAGUUAAUUAAAGAAAUUGUUUAAACUUUCAACUAAUCUUUUUAAUUGCAUUUUUUUUCAUAUUUCAAAAAUUUUAAUAACUCAUGCUGGAAAAGGUUAACUAUUUACCCUUUGUUACCUUUCGUAUUGAAAAUUUUGUGAAUAUACUCUAUUUUUUUAAAUAAAAGUAUCUAUUUUCAUCUGAAGUUGUAGAUUUUCAUAUGUGUCUUUUUGUAAUUUAAAAACUUUUAGUGCCUUGAAGUAAAGUGAUUCUUUUAUUAUUUUUCCAAUUUUCACUGCCUAAAAACUGAAAAAUUUACAUCAUAAUUGAAGCAGCAGUCUUGGAGCACUUUUUAUUGAAAUUUCAAUGUUAGAAGCAUUAAAUAUAAUAUUAAUAUUUUAUUUUACCCCAAUCGAACUUCUUCAGCAACUUAGAAAUAACAGUUUUAUCAAGAUGAACUUUAACAUUUCUAUUCAUAAAAAUGUUCAUAUACUUUUAACAUCACUGUCUUUAAUCAAUGU